Messenger RNA from Oryzias melastigma (Indian medaka), 1810 nucleotides. RefSeq names its product guanine nucleotide binding protein (G protein), beta polypeptide 1-like (gene gnb1l). Gene Ontology annotation, molecular function: protein binding. The coding region runs from base 500 to 1486 and encodes 328 amino acids. NCBI's taxonomy places the organism in Eukaryota, Metazoa, Chordata, Actinopteri, Beloniformes, Adrianichthyidae. The record is from RefSeq and is a predicted model, not a curated record. The transcript has 7 exons.
AGAUAUAUUUAUGUAAAUGUUUCUUUUUUUAUUUUUUUUAAGAAAACAUUGGAUAUUAAAAAAUUGCUGAAACAGAAAAUUGCGUUUAAAAAAUAAUCUUGGUGUGUAAAGUAUAUUUAUAUUUACUUUUUUAAGCGGGAGCUUGACAGAUUUACAGUAAAUCUUUAUGUUUCAGGCUUAAACAGAAAAAAACAAUAGUUCUUUACAUAAGCUUAAAACGUCUUUGUUCUUUGUCAUUGAAUUAAAACAGUUGUGGAGAAAAAAAAUAGAAAAUACAAAUCAAUAAAACGAGAGCGGGAAAGCUCAUACAUUUUUGUUCAGGCAUCUCUGCAGACACCUCAGCUGCUGUAAACAAAGGUCCUUCGACUCCACAGUGUGCUCCUGUUCGGCAGCGGUUUUGGUUCUAGUGUGCCGCCUGAAACCUCCGGUGUCUGACUAACGUGUGAUUGUGGCGUGCAGCUUUACAACCUCCGUGCAGCGACUGCACUGGUAGAGGAGGAUGGCUCAUCCCGCUCCGUCCCCCAUCUACUGCCUGAGAGGGGCCGGGGGCCCCCUCAACACCCUCCACUUCUGCUGCCGUGGGACAGACGCUCCACUUCUGUUUUCUGGGUCUGCAAAGGGAACGAUCCACAUGUGGAAUCUGAACAGCAGGAGGCCUGAGAAGACGUUCGAGGCCCACGGGGGUAGUUCCGUUCUAUGGGUCAGAACGCUAAAGUCCCCCGACUCUCUCAUCAGUCAGGGGCGGGACAUGCAGGUGUGUUUGUGGGACCUGAGGGGAGGUUGCGGCCAGCCGGUGGAUUCUGUCUUCACGGGCAGCGUCGGGUUCUGUCAGUGCUCCCUGAUCGAGACGGAUCAGACGAAAAGCCUGCUGGCCUUUGCCACCCAGCAGUCAGAGGAGGUAAAGAUCAUUGAGAUUCCCAGUAAGACCACUGUCUGCACUCUGGUGCCGGAGACCAAACUGGGAAUGGUCAUGUGCUUAAAACUGUGGCAGCCAGACUCGGGUCCCGGACCUCUCCUGUUGGCUGGAUACGAGGACGGUUCCCUGUUGCUGUGGGACGUAACCCAGAGGUCCGAGCUGAGCCGAGUCAAAGCCCACCCUGAGCCCGUCAUGUGUCUGACCUUCGACCCCCAGCGGCUGAGGGGCAUAUCAGGCUCCGCAGAAACAAAACUCUCCUCCUGGAUUCUGGACAGCCAGAACAACAUACAGCUUCAGGAGAGUGUGAAACUGGUCAAUCCCGGAGUUUCCCAGCUCUGCAUCAGGUCCGAUGGCAAGCUCCUGGCGUCGGCCGGCUGGGACCACCGAGUGCGGAUAUUUGGCUGGAAGAAGCUGCGGCCGCUGGCGGUGCUUCAGUACCACACCGACAUGGUGCUCAGCGUGGCUUUCUCCGACCCUCUGGACCCCCGGCAGCGACUCCUGGCCGCCGGAUCCAAGGACCAGCGGAUCAGCCUGUGGUCCAUAUACAACGAGGGAGCCGCCACGGGCUGAGGCGCUGUAAUGGAGGGAUGCACAGACUGUUGGUCUAAACUUCUGUCAUCAGCACUGAUGUAAUGCGGCCUUACCUCCUGUCUGGGCCUCUUUGGGCCGCCGUCGCAGUUGAGGCGAAUAAACCCUUGGCUCGUUUUUCAGAGAGCUAAACAUACUUUUUAAAAUGCACCAUCUACUUUGUGAAAAAAAGAAUGUAUUAUUUUGUUCUUUUUUCUGUUUUUUGUAUUUUCAUUACAAAGCCAGGCUUUUGCAUGAAGUGAUAUAUUCCACUUUUUAAAUUUAUGUUGACAUCCAACAUUAAAAGUCCCUUUUUUCUUACCCUAA